Messenger RNA from Hibiscus syriacus, 2220 nucleotides. RefSeq lists its product as uncharacterized. The coding region runs from base 1 to 2220 and encodes 739 amino acids. Lineage: Eukaryota; Viridiplantae; Streptophyta; Magnoliopsida; Malvales; Malvaceae. The transcript has 3 exons. The record is from RefSeq and is a predicted model, not a curated record.
AUGAAUAACAUCAAUAACUCUGAUGUUAAAAAUGAUGGGGUUCAGCACCGUUUCUACGGUCAAUCUGAGUUUCAUUCGAAUUCUCGAAGUCAACCCAAGUCCAUAAGAUAUUCUCAAUAUAACCCCGAUGCUCAGAAUCACGGGCUUCAACAUCGUUCCGACGAUUCAUCUGGAUAUUCUCAAAAUAACUUUGAUGCUCAAAAUCAUGGGGUUCAACACCGUUCCGACAAUUCAUCUAGGUCCGUAAGAUAUUCUCAAAGCCGAACCGACAAUCAAUCCGGAUUUCAGUCAAAUUCUCCAAGUCGGUCUAUAAGGCGAACCGAGUCCAUAAGACGUACUCAAAAUAACUUUGAUGCUCAAAAUCAUGGGGUUCAGCACCGUCCCGACAAUUCAUCUAGGUCCAUACGAUAUUCUCAAAGCCGAACCGACAGUCUACCUGGGUUUCAAUCAUAUUCUCCAAGUCGGUCUAUAAGGCGAACCGAGUCCAUAAGACGUACUCAAAAUAACUUUGAUGAUCAAAAUCAUGGGGUUCAACACCGUCCCGACAAUUCAUCUGGGUCCAUACGAUAUUCUCAAAGUCGAACCGACAGUCAACCUGGGUUUCAGUCAAAUUCUCCAAGUCGGUCUAUAAGGCGAACUGAGUCCAUAAGACGUACUCAAGAUAACUUUGAUGCUCAAAAUCAUGGGGUUCAACACCGUCCUGACAAUUCAUCAGGGUCCAUACGAUAUUCUCAAAGUCGAACCGGCAGUCAACCUGGGUUUCAGUCAAAUUCUCCAAGUCGGUCUAUAAGGCGAACCGAGUCCAUAAGACGUACUCAAAAUAACUUUGAUGCUCAAAAUCAUGGGGUUCAACACCGUCCCGACAAUUCAUCUGGGUUCAUACGAUAUUCUCAAAGCCGAACCGACAGUCAACCUGGGUUUCAGUCAAAUUCUCCAUGUCGGUCUAUAAGGCGAACCGAGUCCAUAAGACGUACUCAAGAUAACUUUGAUGCUCAAAAUCAUGGGGUUCAACACCGUCCUGACAAUUCAUCAGGGUCCAUACGAUAUUCUCAAAGUCGAACCGGCAGUCAACCUGGGUUUCAGUCAAAUUCUCCAAGUCGGUCUAUAAGGCGAACCGAGUCCAUAAGACGUACUCAAAAUAACUUUGAUGCUCAAAAUCAUGGGGUUCAACACCGUCCCGACAAUUCAUCUGGGUUCAUACGAUAUUCUCAAAGCCGAACCGACAGUCAACCUGGGUUUCAGUCAAAUUCUCCAUGUCGGUCUAUAAGGCGAACCGAGUCCAUAAGACGUACUCAAGAUAACUUUGAUGCUCAAAAUCAUGGGGUUCAACACCGUCCCGACAAUUCAUCAGGGUCCAUACGAUAUUCUCAAAGCCGGACCGACAGUCAACCUGGGUUUCAGUCAAAUUCUCCAAGUCGGUCUAUAAGGCGAACCGAGUCCAUAAGACGUACUCAAGAUAACUUUGAUGCUCAAAAUCAUGGGGUUCAACACCGUCCCGACAAUUCAUCUGGGUCCAUACGAUAUUCUCAAAGCCGAACCGACAGUCAACCUGGGUUUCAGUCAAAUUCUCCAAGUCGGUCUAUAAGGCAAACCGAGUCCAUAAGACGUACUCAAAAUAACUUUGAUGCUCAAAAUCAUGGGGUUCAACACCGUCCCGACAAUUCAUCUGGGUCCAUACGAUAUUCUCAAAGUCGAACCGACAGUCAACCUGGGUUUCAGUCAAAUUCUCCAAGUCGAUCUAUAAGGCGAACCAAGUCCAUAAGACGUACUCAAAAUAACUUUGAUGCUCAAAAUCAUGGGGUUCAACACCAUCCCAACAAUUCAUCUGUGUCCAUACGAUAUUCUCAAAGUCGAACCGACAAUCAACCUGGGUUUCAGUCAAAUUCUCCAAGUCGAUCUAUAAGGCGAACCAAGUCCAUAAGACGUACUCAAAAUAACUUUGAUGCUCAAAAACAUGGGGUUCAACACCGUCCCGACAAUUCAUCUGGGUCCAUACGAUAUUCUCAAUGCCGAACUGACAAUCAACCUGGGUUUCAGUCCAAUUCUCGAAGUCGAUCAAUUUCUCGAAGCCAAAUUGAAUCGAUAAGACAUUCUCGAAGUAACAUUGAUGUUCAAAAUCAUGGGGUUCAACACCAUUCUAAGAUUCAAACUGGGGUGCAGCCAGAUUCUAUCAGGAAAAUCGAGGUUCAAAAUCAUUCUAUAAGGAUUCGGAUUCUAUAA